Molecule: messenger RNA, 300 nt
Organism: Naegleria lovaniensis
Lineage: Eukaryota; Heterolobosea; Eutetramitea; Acrasida; Naegleriidae
Exons: 1
Coding region: 1-300 (99 amino acids)
Molecular function (GO): serine-type endopeptidase inhibitor activity
Source: RefSeq, a predicted model, not a curated record
AUGAAAACAACUCUUGUUCUUGUCGUAAUUCUUCUCCUCGUAUCAGCAAUAUUUUGGUCCGAUGCAGUGGUAUUAACAUCCUCUUCCAAUUCUAUUAAAACCAACAAAUUAACCAUUCAAAAUAUUAUUCACGGUGGUGACGACAGUAGUGUUGUUGGUGUAAAUGCUCAUCCAAAGUCCACCACCAUGAAAUGUGGGCCUCUUUGUCGAAUGUAUUGUAAAUUUGGAUUUGAAAAAGAUGAAAGUGGAUGUCCCUAUUGUAAAUGUAAAUUAGGACCAAAUGGAACUCGAUUUUCAUAG